CUUUCCGGCUCCAAUCUCAUGAGACUUUGCUGGCUUUUCACCCUCGCCGCCGUCGGCGCGGCGCUGCGCGGGCCGAUCGCGCAUCGCGGGAGUCGGCUUGCGAGCCCACGGAUGGCGCCUCGGAAAAGGGCCACCGCCGCGGCGCCGGCUCGCGGGGCCGGCCUGUGGCAGCAGGUCGCCGUCCGGCGAGAGACCAUCCGUGCGCGAGAUGGCACGAAGCGGCCGGUUGUCGCAAAGAAGAAGUCGCUCGCUGCGAGCAAGAGCGCGACGGCAUUCAAGCUCCCCGAGGUCGACCUGACGCCGACCGGCCUCGCCGCACAGCUCGCUCUCCGCCUAGAGGAGCGCGGCGUCGUAAACGUAACCGCUCUUCUCACGGUGGAGCCGACGCCUGCCGCGCCCGCGGGUCUGCCGGCGCUCGCAGACCGGGCGAAGCAGGGCCUCUCAGACCUCCGUCCGCGCCUGCCCACCGUCCCCGGCUCGCUCCUCCGCCUCGGCGUGCUCGUCGCCCUCGUCUCUGUCGCCGGCUCACAGGUCUUGUCCGACAGGCUGCCCACCUACGACGAGAUCGCGGCGCAGGCGCAGGUCUCUUCCGCCAAGAGGGGCGCCUCGGACAUGGGGACAGUGGAGCAGCUCGUCGAGCGGGAGGAGCGCGCCAUCAAGCGCGCCUUCGCAGAGAUUGAGGAGGGGCGGAAGGUGGACUCGUCCGAGGUUGCCGCCGCCACCGCCGCGUCGAAGCAGCUCCGCGCGGCGGGCGAGUCGUACCGCGACGCGCUCGGCGCAGUCCGCGAGUGGCGGUCCGAGUCGGCGCGCGCUGCGGCCGCGCUGGAGGGCGACAUCACCGCGGCGCUGGAGCGGGCGGAGAAGGGGUACGAUGAGGCGCUCGCGACGCCGGAGAAGCUUGCCGCGGGCGCCAAGGCGAAGGAGGUGAUGGCGGACUUUGAGUCGGCGGAAGAGGCGCUCGUGCGCUCGCGCUCGAUGCUCGCGCGGCAGGUGGCGCUUCGGAAGGCGUCGGCCUCGGGCGCGAGGGCGGCGGCGCUGCUGGAGGCUGCGGCCGCGUCGAACGAGGCUGCGGCGGGAGGCAUCGAGGAGGAGUGCCGCGUGCUCGAGGAGGCCGCAGGCCGCCUCUCCGCCGUGGCGGAGCGCUCCAUCGUCGACGGCAAGGUCGCGCCCUCGACACUGCCCGAGUUCCAAGAGGCGCGCGCUGCGGCAAACCAGGCCGACGAGGCGCUCGCGGAGCGGCUCUCCGCGUCGGCGGGCGCGCUCGAGGCGGCAAACAAGGCCGCCUCCGCCGCGAACGCCGCGGCGGACGAGGCUGCUCGUUUCGUCAAGAGCGGCGGCGCAGAGUGGUACACCGACUCGUCGCAGCUGCUCCAGCGGGCGCGGGAGGCGGCCGUCAAGGCGCAGGAGGCGAGCUCGCGCGCCGACGGCGCCGCGAACAAGGCGAGCGAGCUCGGCGCGGCGCCGGACCGCUGGAAGAAGGCCAAGGCGGCGCUGGCCGAGGCGGAGGAGACGCAGCAGCGCGCGCAGACGCGGCUCGCCCGCGCGAGGGGCAUCGGCAAGCAGCAGAUCGGUGCCCUCAAGCGGGAGAUCGCCUCCAAUCGCGGAGAGGCGACGCCGUACAUCCCCGGCCCCACGCCCACGCCAAAGAUCGAACGGUACGUGCCGCCAAAGCUCGAGCUCCCCGCCCGCCCGCCGCCCCGAACCGCGGCGCCAAGGGCGGACAAGGCGGCGGCCCCGGCCGAGAAGGCCGCCCCGCAGAAGGCUGCCGAGGAGACGCCGCCGCCCGUCGCGGCCGAGCGGUCGCCUUCCGACAGCGCCCCGGCAGCCGCGCCCGUGGCGGUCGCGCCGCCGAAAGCCGCCGCCCCGCCCGAGUCCGCAGAGGCGCCGUCCACUCUGCAGCUCUUCGGCGCACUCGCGCCCGCCACCAAGCCCGCGCAGCCGCCGGCCGAGUCUGGUGGCGGCGACGCCGUGGCAGAGGCUGCUGCAGUCGCGGCUCGGGUUGCUCCAAUCGCAGCCGGCGCCGCGGUCGUCGCCGCCGCCGGUUUUGCAGGCUUCAAAGCCGUGUCGGGAGGAGAGGAGCAGGGUGUGGACGAGGCGGCGCAGCUGUACGAGGAGCUUCUCGGAGGAGGGGGGGGGGGCUCAGACGGCGGGUUGACGGCACCGGCACCACCACCGGCGAGGUCGGAGCAAGGCGCAGAGCCGUUUGCCGCUGUCACCGCCGCCGCACCAACAGAAGCGGCAGCUGUUGCGGCCGCGAGGGAGGAGGACGAGGGCGAGGACGCGGCGGUUGGCGAGGCGGCGGCGGCGGCCGACGCUGUCGAGGAGGUGGCUGAGGCACAGGCGGAGCCAGCCGCGGAGGAGGAGGAGGCGGCCGCUGCGCCUUCAGACGCGGAGCUCAAGGCGAUGGCCCUCGAGGCGGAGGCAGCCAAGCUCGAGGCGGAGGCGGCCAAGCUCGAGGCCGCAGCUGAGGCGAUGGGCGACAUCUCCAACCUCAAGGCCCCCAAAUGACGCCGAUGAAGUGAGCCGUGCUUUCGGGCGCGGGCGCCGAGGGCCACAUGCGCCCGCGCCCGUCAACCAUGAAUGAGCCGCACCAAAAUUGUGCCGGGCUUCGGCCUGUAGCCGACUCGCUCCAGAUAUCCAGAGCGUCGGCAACGUCGCUGGGGUAGGCAGGGAGGGUUCGAUGCCGGCGGCGCAAAAUUGUCGCCCGUCACCUGCCCAGCCCCCAACUCGGCGAGGCAUGCAAUUUCAUGAAUUGAAAGUCGCCAUGUGAGCAGUGAGGCGGACCGCGCGUAAUAGCCAUGUAGUCAGAGAGCCGCAGUACGAACCGAGUACGCCGUAGUGCGAGUAUCUCCGCCCGUCUCGCCGUCUCCCCUGUGCCUGUCUCUAUAUCUGAGCUGUGUGGCGUACAAUCUCCUAUAAAACCC
This is a messenger RNA of Emiliania huxleyi CCMP1516, 2924 nucleotides long. RefSeq lists its product as hypothetical. The transcript is spliced from 14 exons. NCBI's taxonomy places the organism in Eukaryota, Haptophyta, Isochrysidales, Noelaerhabdaceae. The record is from RefSeq and is a predicted model, not a curated record. The coding region runs from base 19 to 2508 and encodes 829 amino acids.